AUCAAGCGUCUGUUUGUUAUUGUUUACUGAUAAGAACGGCAAUUUGAACUACAUAAAAUUUUUUUAAAGCGAUUUCAUCUAAAUAGUUUCCACUUUGAAUAGCAAAAAAUUCUUUUGUGAGAAAAAAAGAUUGAUUUUUGCCUUAAUUUUAUUUGUGUCAAAAAACUGAUUUUAUUUUACAAGAACAGAACAAUGAAUAAUAAUGCUUGCGGGACGGAGAUCAACCACAAAAAUUUUGAUUCUCCAGUUUCGACCCUAAUUUUCAUGGAUUUGGAAACCACAGGAUUACCAGGUGAAAUCGGUAAAAGAAACGUUCAUAUUACAGAACUGUCUCUAAUUGCUAUCGACAGAAAUGAUUUUGAAACAGACAACACCUUACGGGUAUUAAAUAAACUUAGUCUGUGCAUAAGACCGAGAGCUUGCGUUUCACCAAGUGCUAUGUAUAUAACAGGAUUAUACAAUGAUGUCUUACAAAAUCAAGAGGAAUUUGACGAUUCAGUCCCAAAGAUGUUAGAGUUUUUUUUUCGUCGUUUAAGAACACCAAUAUGUUUAUUAGCUCACAAUGGCAACAAAUUCGAUUUUCCUGUGUUACAAGCAGAACUGAAGCGUCUAAAUUACACAUUACAUUCAAAAGUACUUUGUGCAGACACUUUAGAAGCAUUUAGAACGAUUUGCAGGACACCCCAAACUGUAAAAACUGCUUCAAAACAACCAAUGUCAAAUUUCAAGAAUGAAUUGGAGAAAACUAAUGGCAAAACAAUAGAUUCAAGGCACCAAAAAGAAAUGUCGAAAUUAAUAGAACAUAAUCACUUGUUUCAUGUUUCUGAAAACAAUGCAACUACAAACAAUCAAAAUGAAAAUGAAUUGGAUAAUGAAAUUGAUAGUUUAUUGGAAGAUGACAUUGAAAGCUUUCGAGAUAUUGAAGAAUCAACUGAAUUAAAUGAAAGACAACCAUUUGAAAACACUGUUGUGGAAAAUCUACAGCCACAAUCAAAAAAUGGCAACAAUUUUGUAUCUGUUUUUGAUGAUGAGCAUACUCCAAAAAGAGCAAAAAUUAACAACCUAGUGGAAAAUGGAAAACUUAAAAAACAGAAGAGCAGUAAAGAUAUAUAUAGCAUCAAAAGUGAAUAUGAAAACAGAAAUUUGCCAGAUACAUCAUCUGUAGCAGCCAAAAGAAAGCUUUUCACGGAAACAACAGGAAGAAAAAAUGCAAACCAAUCUGCUUCAGAAAUGAAAUUAAAUUCCAUUGCAAGUUUUACAUUGGAAAAGCUAUACCAUCAUUUCUUUGGUGAAGCACCUCCACAAAGUCAUUAUGCUGAAGCUGAUUGCAUUGCUUUAAGUAAAGUUUGCCAAAAAAUCAAAGAACAAUUUUUGAACUGGCUGGAUGAGAACAGUAGUGAAUUUUCUGAAAUACAACCUUUGUGGUGAUUGAUGAAGAAAUGAAUUUUAAUGUAGAUAAAUUUAAUGCUUUUAGAAAUUAAUUAUUUUUAUACUUUCGAUGAUAUUAUAAGGAAAUGUUACCCACGUGGAAUGAAAUUAUUUUGACUUCAAUUAACUUCAAUGAAGAGUAAAAUAAAUGAAUUUUAACCUUUUAAACCUAAAGGCCAACAAUUAACAAGAACUUGUGUUUUAACUCAUAUGUAAGAGCAAAGAUCUCCUGUUAUAUAAAGAUAUACUGCACCAUCCUGUGCAGCUCAAAAGGAUGUUUAUAUUUUUAAUUAUUGUAUUAAUUAUCUGUGACUUUACUUAAUGAAUUUUUAUGAUACAUGAUUUGAUACUAUUGGGAGACUGAUGUAUCACGUUGGAGAAUUGAGAAAAAGAUUUUAGAGAUCAAAUAUUAAAAUCACUAUUAAAAAAAAAUAUUUUUGCAUAAAUUACUCUGCUUGAAAUUAAUAAUUUAUGAUAAACGAGCUAGCAUGAUUUAUUUACCUAUACCCUUUAUCAUCAUGAGGGAAGAGGGAAAAUCACAGCUUUUCAUAAGUUCAAAACAAUUAUGCCUUACUUAACUAUGUGGAAGAAAUAUAGAAAAAAUACCACACAAAAUAAUUCUAAAAAAAGUGAUUUUGUUUUUUAAAUUAUUUAUAGAAAAUUACACUAUUUUUCAGUCAGCAAAAAAUUCUUCAGUCUUUUUCAAAAUACAAAUUAAGCUUAAACUGUAAAUUCAGAAAAAAAAAUAUAUAUAGAAACAAAUAGAAAAAUAAUAAUUAGGGUAAAAAAUACGUUAAUCUAAGGUAUUACAUGCUGAAAUAACUUCCAACUGUCAAACUACUAAAAUAAGUACAACAUGCAAAAGGAUUGAAAUCUCAGACAUUAGAAACAAAUUUGCGCAAAGUACAUAGGGACCUUGGCAUAUUUCCAAAAAAGUAAAAUUUCCAUCAAUCUAUAUAAAUAAAACAAAGAAUAUAUAUAUGUCUGUCUGGUCAAUUUGAUUUUUGCACUUCAGAGUUUGUAGAUAAAGUUAUGCAUUUCAAACUACCUACCAAGGGUCUGUCACUAAAUGAUGUCAUGAUGAGGGGGAGGAGGCAUGGGAAAUUGUUUUAGUUUGCGACAAAGGAAGGGAGGGAGAGGGUAACAUUAGGGACACACAUUUUUAUAAUAAUAUGCUUAUGAAAAAUAGCAUGACAUAUAACAAAAGGAAAGGCAAAGUGUGACACUUUGUGACAAAUAAAAGAGGGGGUCAAGCAUGUUGAAAAAAAAAAGUGUGGCAUCAUUUAUGGACUUCCCCCAAGAACUUUUUUUAAGGGACCCACUAAAUAUGGGUCUACAAAGGGGGGUCUGCUGUCUGUAAAGUUUGGGAAGCCCUGGUAUAAGUAAUAACAUCUGACAACAAACAUUUCCUUCCAAAACCAAAAUGCAGAGAAGCGUUUUUAAUCUCUGUAGAGCACUUAGUCCUGAGUUAUAGUUGUGUCAUUUCUCCUGAACGGAUUAAUAGGGAAUUUGCUUUA
Messenger RNA from Uloborus diversus, 2945 nucleotides. RefSeq names its product three-prime repair exonuclease 1-like. The transcript has 2 exons. Gene Ontology annotation, biological process: DNA catabolic process. Gene Ontology annotation, molecular function: 3'-5'-DNA exonuclease activity; nucleic acid binding. Gene Ontology annotation, cellular component: cytoplasm. The record is from RefSeq and is a predicted model, not a curated record. NCBI's taxonomy places the organism in Eukaryota, Metazoa, Arthropoda, Arachnida, Araneae, Uloboridae. The coding region runs from base 193 to 1428 and encodes 411 amino acids.